This is a messenger RNA of Eruca vesicaria subsp. sativa (arugula), 1664 nucleotides long. The record is from the annotation of a GenBank genome assembly. Lineage: Eukaryota; Viridiplantae; Streptophyta; Magnoliopsida; Brassicales; Brassicaceae.
UAAGCGACGACUUUAGCCUUUCUAUAUAAUCAGACCAUCACUUGCAUUGUUAGAAAAAUAUCCUGAAAACAACUUUGUCGUACAAAGAAAAAUGGAUCUCUUCUUAAUCAUUGCCUUCAUGGUAGCUGCCACAGCCUUCUUCCUCCUCCGCAGCUCAACCAAGAAGCCUCUCCGCCUACCUCCGGGGCCAAAAGGUCUUCCUAUUAUUGGAAACCUUCACCAAAUGGAGAAAUUCAACCCACAACACUUCCUUUUCCGUCUCUCCAAGCUCUACGGUCCAAUUUUCACGAUGAAAAUCGGAGGACGCCGCCUCGCAGUGAUCUCCUCCGCUGAGCUAGCCAAGGAACUCCUCAAGACCCAGGACCUUAACUUCACAGCCCGUCCUCUCCUGAAAGGGCAGCAAACGAUGUCGUACCAAGGCCGUGAGCUUGGUUUCGGACAGUACACAGCGUACUAUCGUGAGAUGAGGAAGAUGUGUAUGGUUAACCUCUUCAGCCCGAACCGUGUCGCGAGUUUCCGACCCGUUAGAGAAGAAGAGUGUGGACGUAUGAUGGACAAGAUCUAUAAAGCCGCUGACCAAUCUGAGGGAAGCGUUGAUCUAAGUGAGCUUCUCUUGUCUUUCACCAACUGUGUUGUCUGUAGACAAGCUUUUGGGAAGCGGUAUAACGAGUACGGAACCGAGAUGAAAAGAUUCAUAAACAUUUUGUAUGAGACCCAAGCUCUUUUGGGAACUCUGUUUUUCUCUGACCUUUUCCCUUAUUUCGGGUUUCUUGACAAACUCACUGGUCUUAGUGCACGUCUCAAGAGAGCUUUCAAGGAGUUAGACACUUACCUUCAAGAACUCCUUGACGAGACUCUUGACCCUAACCGCCCUAAACCCGAGACAGAAAGUUUCAUUGAUCUUUUGAUGCAGAUCUAUAAAGAUCAACCUUUCUCCAUCAAAUUCACCCACGAAAAUGUCAAGGCCAUGAUUUUGGAUAUUGUUGUACCCGGGACUGACACAGCAGCUGCAGUAGUGGUAUGGGCCAUGACAUACCUUAUAAAGAACCCUGAAGCAAUGAAGAAAGCUCAAGAUGAAGUGAGGAAUGUGGUAGGGGACAAAGGACACGUCUCGGAAGAAGACAUCCCCAAUCUCCCUUACCUAAAGGCAGUCAUCAAGGAGUCUCUCCGUCUCGAACCAGUCAUCCCAAUUCUUCUACAUAGAGAAACCAUAGCGGACGCAAAGAUCGGUGGCUACGAUAUUCCGGCCAAGACCAUCAUUCAGGUGAACGCAUGGGCGGUUUCUCGCGACACGGCAGCAUGGGGAGACAACCCUGAUGAGUUCAUUCCGGAGAGGUUUAUGGGCAAGCAUAAAGGAGUGGAUUUCAAGGGACAAGAUUUUGAGCUCUUACCUUUUGGUUCGGGGAGAAGAAUGUGUCCCGCUAUGCAUCUUGGUGUCGCGAUGGUUGAGAUACCUUUUGCUAAUCUUCUUUACCGAUUUGACUGGAGCUUACCGAAAGGUGUUAAACCUGAAGAUAUAAAGAUGGAUGUCAUGACCGGACUCGCUAUGCAUAAGAAAGAACACCUCGUUCUUGUACCAAGGACGCACAUUUGAUCAGGCGCGACGAGGUGCACCAAACAAUAUAUUCGAUUUUGAAUUUAACAAAUAAUGUAUUCUGCUUAGC